CUCUCUCUCUCUCUCUCUCUCGGGAACCCUAGCGCUCCACUCCUUCCUUGCCGCCGCCACCUUCGGCGGGAAUCGAAGACCAUGUCCGGCGAGAUCCGGCGCGCGCAGCGAGAUCCAUCUCUCUCACACACACGAUAAGGAAAAUCCCCCGCCCCAUUCCCACGACUCAUCUGCCUCUCCCUCGAUCCCCUUCCUUCCCGAGGACGCACGCGCCGCCGCCUACCCGAUCCCCUUCUCCCCUCGCCCCCACAUCACGCCGCCAUCCACCUCGUCGCCUCCCAGAUUUAUCCUCCUCCUCCUCCUAUUCCCCUCGUCAGAUCCAUCCAUCCAUUCGUUUUUCCAUCCGAUCCACCUGACGCCAUCGCAUCCCCUUCUCGCUCGCAGGGUUGCAGGCGAUUUGAUCCGGUCUGGGUCCAUGGCGUCCACGGCCGUGGCGGCGCUCGUGGUGACCGACGAGCUGGCCCUGCCACUCCGCGCGGUGGGGGACGACGGCGGGGAAGCACGCAGCUGUGCAGCGACCGCGGGAGGUUUCAGUGAGCGGCCGCAUUGCUGCGGCAGGAGGACCAGCGCGGGCUUUCGGCAACGAGGCUCCAUCGCGCGAACCAAGACGCGGACUCGACAGGAUGGCUCUGCGGGACUCUGGCGUCAGAAGCAGCGGCUGGGGCCAUGCGGUGACCCUGGGACGCCGCUGCCCGAUUCUGGCGCGAAGGCAACCUCGUGCGAAUCACGGCGGCCUUGACCAAGAAGGAGGCGUUCGUGCCGCACGGCGGCCGGUGGUGAGCGUCGGUGCUGGCGAGUUUGGGUUAGUACGUCGCGAUGGCGGCGAGCCUGCUCGGUGUCCCAUGAUUGGACCUUGGAGCCACGUGAAGAGAAGGGGAUCCACUCCAAACCCAGCACUGGACAUGGUGACGAACUCACUGUUCGAGAAGAGGCCGAACCGGUUAGGCAUCGGCUGCGCGCUACCACCCAAGAAGGACCUCCACCUGCUCGCCAACGCCGCAUCCUCAAGCAGCGCAUCCGUGCCCAGCCGCGGAAAGUGGUGAGGAGAUGUUGAUGAUGCCUACUUGCUUGGCUGCUACGGUGAUGCAUGCACCGAUGAAGCAAGCACACAUGCAAGGCUGGCCCCAUGUAUCUUCCUUGGCUGCGGACAUCAUCUACAGGAUAGCAGUAUGACCAAGACAAGCUACAAGCUCCCAGCGCGUCUGAUCCAGGAUGAAUGGCUAUGGUCAUGAGCUCCUCAGGAUCAAAAUAG
Messenger RNA from Triticum dicoccoides, 1252 nucleotides. RefSeq lists its product as uncharacterized. NCBI's taxonomy places the organism in Eukaryota, Viridiplantae, Streptophyta, Magnoliopsida, Poales, Poaceae. The transcript is spliced from 4 exons. The coding region runs from base 624 to 1043 and encodes 139 amino acids. The record is from RefSeq and is a predicted model, not a curated record.